UACAGAGUCAAUCAACUCGACGCCAUUUCUUAAAUUUCUGAUGAUUUUUAGGCAUUGUCCGUGGUUUGAUUAUAGAUUUAUGAUUAAAUUCUUGAUAUCUGCAUGUGUUCUCACAUUUGCUUAAAUAUUUUUGCAGGUAAUAAAGAAAGCAUGUGAGAUCAACCUGAUAGGCCCAACGAGAGUUACUCAAAUCAUGCUGCCGUUGGUGCGAAGAGCUAAGGGAAGGGUAGUGUUCGUCACAUCCGGCUUGUGCAGAGUUGCUUCUCCAGUUAGAGGCAUCCAUUGUGCUAUGCUAGCCGCAGUUGAGGCUGAAUCUGAAUGUCUGAGGAAGGAGUUGAACAGUAGAGGUGUCGACGUCGUGGUAGUAGCUCCUGGUGAAUUCACCUCAGGAUCAUCAUGGUUAUCAGAUGAAGCCAUCCUGCAACAAGCCAAAGAAAUGUGGAAGCAGCUGUGUCAAGAGCAGAGAACUGAAUAUGGAGAAGACUACUUUGAGAAGGCCAUAAGGAGUUUAGAAAAGUAUACAAAAAGCCAGGAAUGUGACUUAACACCAGUACUCCGUGCUCUCAACGACUCAGUAAUCCGUACCUUCCCCCUGAAAAAGUAUACUCCAGUAUCCAAGAAGGAGAAGAUUCAGAUUUUCAUCGCUGACCACCUGCCUAGAUCAGUCUACGACAUCAUCUACGGUUAAAAUAUGAUUUGUUUGUUGUUUUAGAAAGGCAAUGCUCAAGGUGGGUCUACUUGCAUGUGUUAUCAUGGAUCCGAGGUAAUCUGUUAUGUGACGAAGUUCGUCAUCAUAAUUGUACGUAAGCUAUUCAACUCCUUGAUUGGUUGAUAAUUGCAGAGUCGUGAUCACAUACUGAAGUGGAUCCACCCACGAAGUCUUUGAUCACUAUCUUACAAGGUGCUAGGGCCGUAGAGAUCCGUCUCCAGUUUGAUUUUCAUUUAGCUCUGACAAAUAAAAUUCUCCAGGGAUCAAUACUUGUAAUGACGGUGUAGAAUAGGUGAGAGAAAGUGGGCGUGUUUGUCUCAGCUUUCUGCACAGUAAAUAGUAGCUCCAGGAAUCAUUCUUGGGCAGAAGGUGCGGAAGUAUCGCCGUCGACCAACAUUUAAUGAUACAGACCAGCAACAUUCUAUCUUUCCGGAAAUGGAUGCAUUUGCAGACUUGGUUGACAAAUGUCAACAGCUGCACGAAUUUGGAAUCAUUUCACAGGAAAAGAAUAUCACCCACUUUCUCUUAGCGACUCUACUCUCUCAGUGAAUCUACUCCCUCAGUUUCAAGAAUACGAUUCCUGAAUGAAAAUAUUGGACAUGGUUCCCACAUGUUCCUAGUAUCGUACUGCAACGAAUUAUCAGAUUGGUUAGUUUGGCUAAUGCAUUGUGCAUGUAUCUUCAUCCCCUUAUCAUUAAGUUCAAAGUUUACCUCGAAAAGAUUCACGUGCUCGUAAAGCAUGGAAGCGAUUCUAUAUCUCGAAGACUAAUCGAUGAAAUUGAUUAAAUUUUAAGAAACAACUGAAGCGCAAAUGACAGCUACUAGGCUUCCAUUAUCAGACAACGUGGAGAAAAUCUAAAAAGCUGUAGGAUCCAACGAGCUUCCCGUAUCGUAUUUACAUGUCAACUGCAGCAUAUAAUGGUAGUUGUGUUGAAGCGAAUUGCCAAAUGCACAUUGCUGUUGACAACAUAAUUUUAGCAUUAUAAUCUGCUCGUUCGAGUGCAAGCGCUUGUUAAUCAAUUGCAAAAAUAAACCUUUUCACUGUUUCUCUGAGCCUAGGGAAAUGUUAAACACUAAAAUUGGAAAUAUGCAUCAACCUUAAUAAAGGCAUUGCUCAUUGUGCACUAUGAUAGUUAAUUAGGUUAUUGAAUUGUUGUUUGUUAUGUAUAAAGUCCAAAUUAGGGAAAAGUAUAAGAAACCAUUGAAAAAAUACUUUUGCGUAUUUUCGGCCGCUUUUAUUUUAUCGAAUCUAUUGGGCGCAUAUUUCAUGUUUUGAUGUUGUUUUAUACAGUGUGAUAUUACUCAGUCGUUGUGUGUCAUAAACUUCAAACUUGUAUUGACAUAUUCAUUAACUAGCUAAUUAAACGCCGUAACGAUUGGAUGCAGCUCAAGCCAAUACAGCGAUACCAUCAAUACAGUGCUUUUCUUUAACGUCCCCCAUUCUUUAAUUUUUUGAAUGGAUCAAGGUGAAGUUCGUGAUAGUAAAAUUGAAGCAUGAAGAUCAUAGGUGUAUAUUCGCCUUGUAUUCAAAAAGUGAAUGAGUACCUUGUUGUAAUUUUUUGAAAGGAAGGUGGGUUAUGUGAUAAAUCGUUCUGAAGCUUCUUAUAAGUAUGUACUAUUUAUAUUUAACCCUAAACACUGAGUUCUCUAUUUGUCAAAAUGACGGUCUGACAAAUAGUAAAAUUUUAGAGUUUUCGUAGGCUGAUUCACUUUACAUUCAAAAAGAUAAUGCAAAAUAAAGAAGAUUCAGUUCAAAAAAUUUGUCAGAAAUUUGCUACUUUUGUAAUUGAAUUUCCAAUAUUUUAUUGCAUUUUCGGAUAAAGUUUUUCAAAGAAAAUUGAUAUAUCAUACUCGAACUACUAAGAUUUUGAUGAUUAGUCGUUGAUUUGUAUGCGAAAAGAAGUACAUAAACUCUAACAGUACGAAAGUCCAGCACAUUUAAAAAAGGAAAAUUUGUAUUCUACGUUUAUAAGGUUCACUGACGUUCAAAAUGAGUUGGCACUUGACCCAUCAUUCCUUUCAGAAAACUAUCCGAAACGGCGCACAGAUGCCGUCUUGAAAAUUUUAAAUAUGAUUCUCAGGCUAAAAUUCAGGAUUCAUGCAUCAAUUUUUAAUACUGAACUUCAACGUGCUAACUUAAUCCUUUCAAAGGGUAAAUCGGGACGGGGGUCACUAACGAAAAGACCCGUAUAAACGACUUUAUUUUGGGAUAGAGUAUGCCCUUAUACUUACACUUUAGUAUAGAUCAAUUGUAAUUUCUACGCCGAUUUGUUACAACAGCUUUGUCGGUAGUCAUUUUGUUAGUAUUUCGACAAGCAUCAAAUUGUUCAAGAAAAACAAGCAAAGCUACUUAAACAUUUAUUUCUUGGGUGUCACGAUUUAUGAGAUUUAUAAUAUGUAAUAGAUCCGCUAAGCUAUAAAAUCACAUUGAGGUCUAGUAAACGAUUAUUUCAAUGAAAAUAUGUAGCUGCUUAGAUGGUAAGAUUGGCUGGGAACCAUCAACGAAAACGGAAGAUGCAACAACAGUCUUGACUAUAUUCUCAUCCUCGAAAACUUUAUUAUUUCAUUAUUUUUUGAACUAGUUAAUUGCUAUAAGAAAUCAAACUUUCGACUUUAAGCAAGUACCAAAUUGGCUAGGUUUAUGACACGCAAUCGUAGAAAUCCUUUCGUAUAUAUCAACUUUCCUUCGUUUGUAGUUCUGUCUAAUAAAUAUACUAGUAGCGUUUGUAUGUAGCUGUAUAUAUAAGAGAUAAUAAAGCUUAAUCUAAGAACUGCAUUCCUCCGAGAUAAUGAAUCACAUUUAAAACUGCAUUUGUUAAAACCUCUCGCAGGGAUGGAGUUUCCAGCCUACUCCGGCAUUUUGUAUUCUCUAGAGUGACUUUAUCCGACUUUAGUUAGUAGUUGGAACUUUUUGUAACUUUAAAUGGCCCAAUAAAGUAAACUUCCUGUAUCCAAC
This is a messenger RNA of Acanthoscelides obtectus, 3665 nucleotides long. Lineage: Eukaryota; Metazoa; Arthropoda; Insecta; Coleoptera; Chrysomelidae. The record is from the annotation of a GenBank genome assembly.